UGAACUACCCUUAAUUACGUCAUCAUUCAGACGACUGAAGGGGGAGGGUACGAGUAAUGAGCAUUGUCUUGUGUUUGGGCUCCAAACACGCACUGAUUUUUAUCGUGCAAAACGUCCCCGCCGUGAAGGACGACGCUUUAGGAAAAAUCACGGCAACCUGUUGGAUUCCUCCAGGCCGUUGUAAGGUCCACACGGUGGUGCCUGUGGCUUGUUAGACAGCGAGACAUCCACCGCAAUACACGUGCAUUUCGUCAUCGGGACACGGAGAUACAAGCGGCCGCAGCUCGGCUCAGAUCCGCCCGGUGUUUUGACCCGGUUGACAUCGUAUAAAUCACUGAAUAUAUACAUCAAGAUGAAUUUUGAAAUUCCAACGGGACUUACAGACCUCCUGCAGGACUUCACUGUCGCUGUUCUGAGGGAAAGACCGGACGAUUUGGUGAGUUUUGCCGCCGAUUACUUCAACAACCUGCGGGAAAGAGAGGACAGACCGGGCGGACAGAAGCGAGGCGUCAAGUUCGAUGGCGAGCCCAUGGAAAACGGUUCAGACGACGACGACAUACUUGACGAACCUCCUCCGAAGAGAAUUCUAGACAGCUACAAGAGAAGGAGACAGUCAGUUUGUGCAGAAAGGUAUGACCCAGAUGCAGACGAUGAAGAUGACAAGAAGGUUGUGCACCCCAAAUCAGAUGGUCAGAGGACCAGGCUAGCUCAGGCAGUGGGAAAUAUUCUUCUCUUCAAGUCACUCGAUCCGGAACAGAUGCAAGAGGUGCUGGAUGCGAUGUUUGAGAGAAAGGUGACUCCAGAUGAGCAUGUCAUUGACCAGGGAGAUGAUGGUGACAACUUCUAUGUCAUCGACAGUGGCACCUAUAACAUCUUUGUGAAAAUCGACGGCACAGACAAACACGUGGGUUCCUACGACAAUACCGGCAGCUUUGGAGAGCUGGCUCUCAUGUACAACACACCCCGCGCUGCUACCAUUGUGGCCACAUCAGACGGAUCCCUGUGGGCGCUGGACCGUCAGACCUUCAGGAGGAUAUUGCUGAAGAAUGCCUACAAGAAGAGAAAGAUGUUCGAAAACCUGCUGGACAACGUCCCCAUGCUCAAGACUCUGGAACAAUAUGAGAGAAUGAAGGUAGCUGAUGCACUCAUGACCCAGAUUUUCGAGGAUGGGGAAGUCAUCAUCAGACAAGGAGACUCUGCUGACUGCAUGUAUUUUGUGGAGGAUGGAGUUGUGAGGAUCGCCAUGAAGAACAAGAAUGCCGACGACCCAGACAAGGAGCUGGAGGUCACCAGGUGUAAACAGGGAGACUACUUCGGAGAACUAGCACUCGUGACCAACAACCCCAGAGCGGCCUCUGCAUAUGCUGUUGGCAAAACCAAAGUAGCAAGGCUUGACGUGCACGCCUUCGAGCGGCUGCUGGGCCCCUGCAAGGAGCUGAUGAAGCGAAACAUCGAGCUGUACGAGGAGCAGAUCCACGAGAUCUUCGGCUCCAAGCUGCAGCUGCAGGAGACACAAUGAGCCCCGCCACACGCCACCAGACAUCAACAUCAAACUUGUAGAUAAAAACCCAGCUUUACCGGCUGAAGCAUUCCCAAACUUGUUCACGUUAGCCAGGUUUACUCUCAAAACGUCUGGUAUGAAAUGUUUGUUGGCACAUGCUUGUGCUCAGUCGCAUUACCUUUACUUUUGCUUGGUACAUUUUUUGUUGGGUUUCCCCGAGAGUUUGCGUAGAAAUGCGGUGAAGUUGAUUGUUGUGGGAAGACAGAGUUAGGUCCGUGUUUGUUGUUAAGAGGACGGGCACAGUGUGCUUGGGGUAGAAGCAGGGGUGUUUAAAAGUGCUAAGUUGUACCGUUCAGUUUGCGCAUAGCACCAGCCACGUUUCGAGCGAACUCCACUUCUCCGUUGUUGGUUGGAUCUUACUCAUGAGAUUAUGAUUUUUUUAAAGUGAAGCUACAAAUUUGGGAUGUUUCAUCCUUUUAGCUGUUUUAAAGCCACAACUUUAUUAUGCAUUAUGUAGUGAUGUGUACUCAAAAACAGAAAGCUGCGUUUUCUACCUUGGACAAUUUGAUACAAAUACCACAGUAGUCUUGUGAGUUGUGUAGAGAUGUGUUCUGCACUUAAACUACUGUUCUCUAGUGUGGUCAGAAAAUCUAGUGGAAAAAAAAAAGAGUUAUAUCAGGGAACAGGAACAGUUUGUAUGGUGCCCAAACAAGGUGCUAUGCACUUUAAGUUGCACACUGACGUGUUCAAUAAAUUGCUUGCCUUCAAGCUUGUUUGGGUUCCAAGUAUCAGUCACUGCAAUACUUUGUUUCUUCUCCUAAGUGUCAAAGUUUCUCGUUAACAUCUAUUUUAUAGAGUAGGACCAAUUGAGAUAUUCUAUACCUUAACGACACUAUUCACAAACUUGUUCAUGUAGAAAUGUAUGAAGAAAAAUGUUGCUGGUUCAACAGUUCUGUAGGUUACUGUAUUAUAGUUAUAUAUCGUUUUCGUGGUAGAGAAAUGUACUGCAGAACACAUUCGAUAUUGAUAAAGACACUUAUAGUUCAAUUCUUAUUUUUACUAUUGGAGAAUCUUCACUCACAACCUGAAUUUGUUAGACAGCUCAACAUACUUGCUCUAUAUUCUUUCAUCACUCAUCGUUUUGCAUUGAUAGUAAUUCUUCUGUACGUGAUGAUUUUGUAUUUAUCAUUCAAAUAGUACACUCAAUCAAGAUAUUGUAUGAUAAAGUGGUCGUAAGUUAGAAAAUAUAUGGUACCGUCAUUCAGUAUUACACAUUCUGUCCCUUUGAAUCGCUUGGUUGACUUCACUAUAACUUGUAUGCAUCAUGAGGCACAUGUUCAGGUUUGUUGUAACUAUGUUAUAAAGCCAUUUUCCCCAGCUCUGUUGUUGGCAAGACUGUUCUGUUCCAAACGCACACAUCUUGCCACAUUUUGAUUGCCUUGUCAGUUGUGGCUUCGGACAUUCCAUUUUCAAUUUGUCAAAUAAAAGGUUUAUUUUGUUCGGAA
Molecule: messenger RNA, 3006 nt
Organism: Branchiostoma floridae (Florida lancelet)
Lineage: Eukaryota; Metazoa; Chordata; Leptocardii; Amphioxiformes; Branchiostomatidae
Product: cAMP-dependent protein kinase type II regulatory subunit-like
Exons: 14
Coding region: 353-1519 (388 amino acids)
Biological process (GO): regulation of protein phosphorylation
Cellular component (GO): cAMP-dependent protein kinase complex
Molecular function (GO): cAMP-dependent protein kinase regulator activity
Source: RefSeq, a predicted model, not a curated record